AUGGCCAGCUUCAUGUCCAACUUCUUCCCUGGCAAGGACAGGCCAACCGCCACGUCUGCCCGACCAGGCACGCCCAAUCGACCCAACAGCUUUGUCGAGCCCACGAGCACGCCUCAGGGCAGCCCCAGCAAGAAGACCGUCCCGCCAGGUGCCCACGAUCUCUCCACAACCUUUGACCAUGCGAUGAACCUCAAGGCCAGCGCCAUCGAGGCGCCAGUCAAGCUCACCCGACCGCAGAGCGUCGUAACAACACCUCUUUCGGUGGGUCAGAGCAAAGCACAGCCUUUGGAUGAGAACAGCAUCAACGUCGACGAGAGUGUCAUCCACAAUGGCCCCUCGCCGGGCAGUCCCCUCAAGCAAGGUCAGGAGAACACGCCGCCCACUACACGCGCGCCUGUGCAGCACAGCCACGCGGCCCUGUCGCGCCAGCAACACUACGAGCCACGCGAGCGGGCCGUAGCCACCAAGAGAUUCAAUACCUCAAGAGGUCUCACGGCGGAGGAGCGCGAGAUCCUCCAGAAACCAGGCGUCAAGCGCAUGGUCAACGUGACGCAGCUCUACUUUCUCGACUACUACUUCGACCUCCUCACCUACGUUGGCGGGCGCCAGAACCGCCUCAAUGCCUUCAAGGAAGAAUACCCACCGCCACCCGAGACGAACGAAGCCGACUUCAAUCAGGUGUGGAGGCAAUACACGGGCCGCGAACGAGCCAACCUGCGCAAGAGGCGCGUCCGCCUCCGCCAAGGCGAUUUUCAGAUCCUCACCCAGGUCGGCCAGGGCGGCUACGGCCAGGUGUUCCUGGCACAGAAAAAGGACACGCGCGAGGUGUGUGCCCUCAAGGUCAUGAGCAAGAAGCUGCUCUUCAAGCUCGACGAGGUCCGCCACGUUCUGACGGAGCGCGACAUUCUCACCACGGCCCAGAGCGACUGGCUGGUCCGGCUGCUGUACUCUUUCCAGGACGACAGGAGUAUCUAUCUUGCCAUGGAAUACGUGCCUGGCGGCGACUUUCGUACUCUGCUUAACAACACAGGCGUGCUAUCCAACCGCCACGCCCGCUUUUACAUCGCCGAGAUGUUCUGCUGCGUCAAUGCGCUGCAUGAACUGGGCUACAUCCAUCGUGACCUGAAGCCGGAGAAUUUCUUGGUUGAUUCCACCGGCCACGUCAAACUGACCGACUUUGGCCUGGCGGCCGGUGUGCUCGCCCCCUCCAAGAUCGAGUCGAUGCGCGUCAAGCUGGAGGAAGCCUCCGAGACCUCUGUCCCCUUUGGCAAGCCCAUGGCGCAGCGAACGGUCGCGGAGCGCCGUGAGAGCUACCGCAACAUGCGCGACAAUGACGUGAACUAUGCCAAGUCCAUUGUGGGCUCGCCCGACUACAUGGCACCGGAAGUCCUUAGAGGGGAGGAGUACGAUUACACGGUCGACUACUGGAGUCUGGGUUGCAUGUUGUUCGAAGCGCUCACGGGCUUCCCGCCCUUUGCGGGCGCCUCGCCCGACGAGACAUGGCGCAACUUGAAGCAUUGGAAGGACGUGCUCAAGCGUCCCGUCUGGGAGGAUCCCAACUACUUCCUCAGCAACCGCACCUGGAACUUUAUCACAACCGCCAUCAACUCCCGCCGGCAUCGCUUCAGCAAUAUCCAGGACAUUUACAACCAUCCGUACUUUGCCGAGGUGGACUGGAAGACCUUGCGUCAGACGCGCGCGCCGUUUGUGCCCGAGCUGGACUCGGAGACAGACGCGGGUUACUUUGACGACUUUUCCAACGAGGCUGAUAUGGCCAAGUACAAGGAGGUGCAUGACAAGCAGCAGGCCCUCGAGACCAUGGCCGAUCGCGAGGAGGAGAUGAGCAAGAGUCUCUUUGUCGGCUUCACGUUCCGCCAUCGCAAGCCGGCCACGGAAGAUGGAGGCAGCCCGCGCAAAAGGAUCCCCACCCUCCAGGAGGAGGACACAUUUGGCACGAUGCUGUGA
Messenger RNA from Emericellopsis cladophorae, 1965 nucleotides. RefSeq names its product Serine/threonine-protein kinase-like protein. The coding region runs from base 1 to 1965 and encodes 654 amino acids. Lineage: Eukaryota; Fungi; Ascomycota; Sordariomycetes; Hypocreales; Bionectriaceae. Gene Ontology annotation, biological process: peptidyl-serine phosphorylation; intracellular signal transduction. Gene Ontology annotation, molecular function: protein serine/threonine kinase activity; ATP binding. The record is from RefSeq and is a predicted model, not a curated record. The transcript has a single exon. Gene Ontology annotation, cellular component: spindle pole body.